Ailuropoda melanoleuca (giant panda) is the source of this 760-nucleotide messenger RNA. Its product is annotated as UDP-glucuronosyltransferase 2B31-like. Gene Ontology annotation, molecular function: glucuronosyltransferase activity. Lineage: Eukaryota; Metazoa; Chordata; Mammalia; Carnivora; Ursidae. The annotation marks the transcript as partial. The record is from RefSeq and is a predicted model, not a curated record. The transcript has a single exon.
ACAGGAAUUUGAAAAGAAGCACUGCAUUCCACCAGGAUGUCUAUGAAAUGGAUUUCAGUUCUGCUGCUGCUACAGCUGAGCUGUUACUUCAGCUCUGGGGGUGGUGGAAAGGUGCUGGUGUGGCCCACAGAAUACAGCCACUGGAUCAAUAUAAAGACAAUCCUGGAUGAACUUGUCCAAAGAGGUCACGAAGUGACGGUUCUGACAUCGUCAGCUUCCAUUCUUGUUGAUCCGAGCAAAUCAUCUGCUAUUAAAUAUGAGGUUUAUCCUGCACAUUUACUUGGAAAUGAUUUGGAGGAUCUUUUCGGAAAACUGCUCGACACAUGGAUAUAUGACUUGCCAAGAGAUACAUUUUGGGCAUAUUUUUCAAAAAUGCAAGAAAUAUUCUGGGAAUAUUCUGACUGUAUUCAAAAGUUCUGUAAAGAUGUAGUUUUGAACAGGAAACUCAUGACAAAACUACAAGAAUCAAGGUUUGAUGUCAUUCUUGCAGAUACUAUUGGACCCUGUGGUGAGCUGCUGGCAGAGCUACUUAAAAUACCUUUAGUGUACAGUCUCCGCUUCUCUCCUGGCUAUGCAUUUGAAAAGUAUAGUGGAGGGCUUCCAUUCCCUCCGUCCUACGUGCCUGUUAUUUUGUCAGAAUUAAGUGAUCAAAUGACAUUCAUGCAGAGAGUAAAAAAUAUGAUAUAUGUGCUUUAUUUUGACUUUUGGUUCCAAACAUUUAAUGAGAAGAGUUGGGAUCGGUUUUACAGCGAAGUACUAG